CAGGCUGUUAUGUUAUGUAUGACCUUCUCACCAUUUCUUUGAUUCAUUAUUUUCCCAUCAUCAUCAGCUAAAUACUGACGAGGUCGUCUUGAUUUUGCAACUAUUGAAUAAUGGAGAUUGAACCCUCUUCAGAUUCAUCUGAAAGAUUCAAGCUUUACGAUGAGCUUGAAUUGCACGAGUUUCAAGACAAGUUUGUGAUCAAAUCCCAUCAAUGUCCCGAUCAAGGCUUCUGGAUAAGUCGCCGUGAUGGUAACAUCAAUUUACUUGAUGGUGACACAUGCUCCGAAAGUUCAUCGACAAAAUCUACGAUUUAUGGUCUCAUCGGAACAAUAAGAUUGGUUGUAGGAACUUAUGCCAUUGUAAUAACCUCUCGGAAGGAAGUUGGACGAUUCCUUGGUUUUCCAGUAUAUCGCGUUAUGUCUAUAAGAGUACUUGCAUGUAAUGAGGCUUUGAAGUUUUCAACUAUUCAAGAAAAAAGGGAUGAAGCUUACUUCAUGAAUCUGUUGAAAGAAGUGGGGUCAAUGCCAGGCUUGUAUUAUUCAUAUGAAACAGAUAUUACAUUAAACUUAGAGAGAAGAAGCAAGUUAGUUGAAGGGUGGAUGAAUAAACCAAUCUGGAAGCAGGCUGACCCUCGAUAUGUCUGGAACAAACAUCUUCUUGAGGAGCUUAUUGAGUUUAAGCUUGACAGAUUCAUCAUUCCUCUAGUACAAGGGAGCUUUCAAGCAGCUGAACUGAAGCUAAAAGACUCAUGUGCAACAGUAACAUUAGUUUCAAGGAGAUGCACACGGCGUCUAGGAACAAGAAUGUGGAGAAGAGGAGCUAACCUUGAAGGUGACACUGCCAAUUUCAUUGAAACUGAACAGUUACUUGAAAUUGGAGAAUUCAGGUUCUCAUUUUUGCAGAUUCGAGGUUCAAUUCCUCUUCUGUGGGAGCAGAUUGUUGAUCUAAGCUAUAAACCACACCUAAGGAUUAUUAGUCAUGAGCAAACACCAAAUAUCGUGGAGCGUCAUUUCCAUGAUCUCUUCAAGAGAUACGGAGAGAUAAUGGCUGUUGAUCUAACUGAUAAACAUGGUGAAGAAGGUCAACUAAGUGCAGCAUAUGCUGCUGAAAUGCAAAGUCAGCAAAAUGUGAGAUACGUGCCUUUUGAUUUCCAUCACCACUGUGGGAGCUCAAACUUCGAUAAUUUGAAAAUCCUCUAUGAUCAAAUUUCAGAGGAUUUUGAAAAACAAAGAUACUUCAUGAUAGAUAGAGAAGGAAAUAUAUCAGAGGAGCAGAGAGGAAUUAUUAGGGCAAACUGCAUCGACUCCCUUGAUCGAACAAAUGUUACUCAGAGUUAUCUGGCCCAGAAGUCAUUGAAUCUACAAUUGCAAAGGAUUGGAGUGUUUACUUGCUCUGAGUGCAUUUCAAUGUUUGGCGAGGAAUAUGGAAAAUUCAGGACAUUGUGGGCAGAGCAAGGUGAUGAGAUAAGCCUUGAGUAUGCUGGGACUCAUGCUCUGAAAGGGGACUUAGUUAGAUAUGGAAAACAAACAAUAACUGGAAUAAUCAAAGAUGGGAUGAGUGCACUUUCACGCUAUUACUUGAAUAACUUCCAUGAUGGGAUUCGGCAGGAUGCCCUGGACCUGAUAAGCGGACACUAUACUGUCAGUGGAAAUGUUCCAUCUCCCUUGCAGAUAAAUAGUUUUGAACCUUUUUCAGCUGGAUUCACAUGAGCCGAGCAUGUCAUUUUUAGGAUGUCCAUGUUAAUCUCCAUUUGUUGCCAAAUGGGAGGGGGAUGGAAUAAUGUAGUAGCUGCUUUAGUUUCAGAGAACAUGGUUGACAUACAUGAAUGUCGUGGCCACCUUCCCUAGGAGCCAGUUCUAAUUUAAUGGUAGAUCAAAAUUUGUUACAUUUUGGAUUAUGGUAUAUGAAAGGGAGCCUUGGCGCAACUGUAAGAGGUUGCUACCAUGUGACUGAGGUCACGGGUUCAGGUCUUGGAAACAACCUGUUGUGUAAAAAACAUAUGGUGGACCCUUCCCCCAACCCCAUGCAUAGCAGGAGCAGAUUUAAUGCACAGGGCCGCCCUUUUAUGGAUUAUGGUAUAUGAUUAACUUUAGUUGAGUGGAUUCAUUAGAAAGAAUACACAUACCCAAAAUCUGACCAUUGUUGAAAAGCCAUUUCAGCACACAUAUAUUGAAAUGCUAUUUGUGCACAUAAGAUUUGCUACAUUACACUUCAUUUUUUAAAAUGGCUUAUUAAACAACUUUUGACUAGCAUU
Messenger RNA from Lotus japonicus, 2254 nucleotides. Its product is annotated as phosphoinositide phosphatase SAC8. Gene Ontology annotation, biological process: phosphatidylinositol dephosphorylation. The record is from RefSeq and is a predicted model, not a curated record. Bases 111 to 1709 code for a protein of 532 amino acids. The transcript is spliced from 19 exons. Gene Ontology annotation, molecular function: phosphatidylinositol-4-phosphate phosphatase activity. Lineage: Eukaryota; Viridiplantae; Streptophyta; Magnoliopsida; Fabales; Fabaceae. Gene Ontology annotation, cellular component: endoplasmic reticulum.